Messenger RNA from Bathycoccus prasinos, 1668 nucleotides. RefSeq lists its product with no specific name. The transcript has a single exon. The record is from RefSeq and is a predicted model, not a curated record. Lineage: Eukaryota; Viridiplantae; Chlorophyta; Mamiellophyceae; Mamiellales; Bathycoccaceae. The coding region runs from base 1 to 1668 and encodes 555 amino acids.
AUGCCUUCGACCGCGGCGCAGGCGGGGAUGAUGAUGAUGAUGAUGCCACCACCACCACCGCUGAAUUUGAAACAGGAAGCAGAGGACGAGAAAGGGCAAAACUCAGAAAGGAGUGGUUUUGACUCGUUUCAAGAAGAGCCUUGCGAAGACCGAGAAGACAUGGAACAGUCGAAACGAACAAAUAACGACAACAAUAACAGCAACAACGCAAAGAAAAGAAGUCGACCGGCGGUGGGAGAAAACAUAAAACGACCGGAAACGCCGUUCAUGAACUCGCCUUCCGCGGCUGCGGACGUGCUCAUGUCCUUAUGCGGCGACGGCGACGGAGGAGGCUUAUUUGCCGCUCCCGCCGCAAACUUCAAACCGGUAAACGCGAACGCCACCAGCCGACAACAAAAAAGCCGACGAAAUUCAAACGCGGAGACGACGUGUACCGGGCAAAUUUUCCCGCUGAAUUUGAAGUGUCCGAGAAGAAAACGAACGAGUUUGUGUAAGAACAUGCGAAGGUCCUCGUCUGGAUCGUCGCUGGAAGAUAUCGGGGGGGAGAGUGGGGCGGUUGUGCUGCACGGCAUCUCGACGACGACAGCGACGACGACGGGUAACAAUGGGGAGAAUACCGCGCCGAGCACUAAUACUGCGACGAUUCCACGCGUAAACAAUAAUAAAGCCACAACGGAAGAACAACAAAACCAGAGAAAACAUCAACGCAAUAGCAGCGGUAUUACGAACGGCAAAAACAAACGUCAAAAGGUACACAGACCGUGGUCUUUGGUGGAAGUCAAAGCUUUAGUCGCCGGAGUCAAACGGUGCGGUCGAGGCCAGUGGGCGGAUAUUAAAUCCUUGUCUGACGAAAAAAUUUCGGGCGCUUUGCUCCAACGCUCUGCGGUGGACUUGAAGGAUAAGUGGCGCAACGUCAUGCGAACGGCUUUAUCGCCUGUGUUGUAUAAGAAACGCGAGGCGACGGAGAUUCCAGAGAACAUGCUCGAGGAUAUUCGUUCGCUCGCGACGGCAAAGGAAAAAGAAACGCUGGCGACCAACAAUGCCAUGGAAGCGAAACUGACGAACACUACGCACACCGCGGCAAAUACGUCACCCUCGACGAGUGGCGAUGGCAACGAUAGCAACUCCAACGAAGACGGCGAAGACGAUGCGUUCGUCACCGAUAAUAACGCCGAGUCGUCUCAACAAAAGAAUACGGCACUCGUUGAACGUAACACCGUUACUGUCUCAAAAUCGGAUGUUAAACAACAACAACACGCUCCGUACGUCCAGGGACAACGUCGAUCGAAACAUCACUCCCCGUGGACCUUGGAAGAAUCGCAAGCGUUAGUUGACGGCGUGCGCACGUGCGGCGGAUGCCGUUGGACGGCAAUAAAAAAGCGCGACGAAGCCGAUGCCAUCGAGAAGAAGACGUUGAAGAAACUCGGUCGCCGAACAGCUAUGGAUCUGAAAGAUAAAUGGCGCAACUUGUUGCAGUUGGCAAACCUUCCAACGCAAAGUCGACGGAAGCGAGAGACGCCGAUGAGUUUGCUUGCUGACGUUUUGGAGUUGGAAAAGAAAUUCGGAGAUACAAGACGAAGAGGACGACGAACUGUCGCGACAAACAAUAAUACCAAGAAGUCGUCGUCGCAAGAACAAUCCGUGGCAACUAUUGUACCAACAAAUUAA